This is a messenger RNA of Colletotrichum destructivum, 2224 nucleotides long. RefSeq lists its product as uncharacterized. Bases 840 to 1943 code for a protein of 367 amino acids. Lineage: Eukaryota; Fungi; Ascomycota; Sordariomycetes; Glomerellales; Glomerellaceae. The record is from RefSeq and is a predicted model, not a curated record. The transcript is spliced from 2 exons.
CCCCUGCACUGCAAGUCGCCGUUCCAUGGCGCCGAUUGCUUGGACGCGCCAAAGCGGCUUAGCCCACCAGUCCGUCACAUCGCGCCCCCCCCCAGGCCUGGGAAAUUAUCACAACAGGGGAGGGGGGAGGGGCGGGCAGCACUACACUCUGCAACUUGCGGCUUUCUUAUAUGGGCUUUUUAUUGAUGGGGAGGCCCAGGGAUGGCGGCGGACUUUUGAAUGAGGAAACCUCUUUUUAUUUUUCCUGAAGGGAUCAUGGGUUCGUGGGAGCAGUAGAGUCUGUUUCUCGUCAUUGCCCACAUUUCGUUUCUCUCACUCACUCACUCGUCCUUUUCCGGUUUCCGGUUUCUUUCACUCAUUCAUCCACUCAUUCAUUCACUCGCUCGUUCGCUCACUUCUCUCUUCAUCUUACAUUCGUUCAACCACGUUCGUUUUCCACCCAAUCGACCCAACCGGCGUCGUUCCCUUGACGUGACAGCGAAACCGGGGACUGCGGAUAAAAAAAAUAUAAAAAAAAAGGCAGCACAUCCACGCUCUGGUGACGCGCCCAACGAGCCCUCCGAACGACGACCCAUCGGUCCUGAAACCACGCUCAUUCUAUCUGUAUACAUACAUACCCAGGGGGCCGGCGAGAUUCUGCCAUCAUCUCCCCCUCCCCAUCUGGUCUCGUUCAGGCCGAGAUGACGGCGCAGGACGUGGACGCAUAAUAAUACAUCAAGACGAAGACUCGAAAGGACCUAUUGAGGAGGAUAUCGGGGGGGACCCUUAAGGAGGACACAACCUAUUGAAGCCCAGCCAAAGUCCAACAGGACCCUACAUCGACAAAGACCUCAAAAAACAUGAUGAACGACCGCCCUCCCCCGCCGGCCGACCCGGACCCCGUCGUCCCGCGCGAGCUGAAGGCCAAACGUGCCGUGCCGUCCCCGCGCAAGGCGCCUACCGUCCGCAGCGGCAAGGGGUCCAUCUUCGGCAAGGCCUCGAUCCCGAGCGUUUACUGGGCCGGCGAUGACGACUCGACGCCCGUCAACAACGACGAGUUCACCUUCUACCGCGAGGGCACGCCGCCGCCGCCCGAGGGGGGCCGGGAGAGCGAGAAGGACGCCCUCGCGCGCGCGAGGGGCUACCGACAGAGCGUCUUCGAACACGACGAGGAGGACAGCGAGCGCGGCAGGCGACGCAGGUGCUGCGGCAUGAGGGCGUGGGUGGCUUGGCUUCUCGUCGCGCUGGUCGUCGUCGUCGCGCUGGGAGUCGGUAUCGGCGUCGGCGUCGGCGUCGGCGCCCGCGUCAGGACAAAGGCGGACCAGGCGGCCUCAGAUGGGAGUGCUGCUUCGAUCGGUUCCUCCCCAACUGCGACACCGACUAUCCUAAUCGUCCCGACCAUGUCAAGUUCGUCAAUGGGCAGUAUCACCACCACCACAGGAUCAACGGCGGCAUCGACAGCACCACCAGCAUCGGCAUCGACAGCAACAAGAGCAGCAUCAGAAUCAACAGCAGUAGCAUCAUCACCAUCAUCAUCACCAUCACCACCCCCACCGUCAUCAUCACCAGCAACGACCGUCAUGUCGAUGCUGGACAGCGUGUCCCCGACGUCGACGACGGGCAGUUCGACCACGACAGCGUCCCCGACGGCGACCUCGGGCCCCAACGCCAUCUGCCCAGAGGCCGACAACACCGUCUACCACGUCAUCGGCUCCGACAAGCGCUUCCUGCGCCUCUGCGGCCUCGACUACACCGGCGACGACGGCGCCAUCGACAUGUCCGAUGCCCCGGCGUCCACCAUGGGCGAGUGCAUGGAGCAGUGCGCCCGCGUUGCCCAGUGCACCGGCGUCUCGUGGGGCAACGUCUUGAUCAACGGCGCCCCCGAGCUGCGGUGCUGGCUCAAGCGCGACUUGAAGAAAUCCCGCGCCACCGUCGCCAACUGGAACUUUGCCGUCCUAUUAUGAUGGAGAAUGAGAGAGAAGGUGUUUUUCUUUGGGAGGAGUUAUACUGGGGCAAGAAAAGAUAAUGAUAAUGUCUCUUGUGUUGAUAGACACGAGUUGGGAGAUGGAUAUAUAUAUGGGCAUGAGAAUACCACGAGAGACGGCGCACAUGGAGUCCAAUCACACCAUGGACAGACUUCAGGCAAAACAGUACAUUAGUUGAAAAAUGUUCUUUUCUUUUCAUCAUGACCCGAAUCGUCAAGUUCUUCGUGGAUCCCAAGACAUACAUAAUAACCAAGUCAUAU